CUGUUCAUUCAGUACCUUUUCAGCUUUUGUGCGGAGUGGUUCACCAAUAUUUCAGUGCUCUGUGUGUUCCGUUUUUGAACUUUUCACAGAGACUUUUCGCAUUGGUUUGGUUUUUUUUUAGUUUUUCGUGGGUACUAGUUUUGCUUGGAUUUAUUUUUCUGUCGGAUAUUGGUGACAUUCGAAGAUUGCAGUACAGACGUGAAGAGUGAAGUUUUUGACAAAUUGGGCAAGUGAAAAAUUCAGUGAAGUUGGUCGGGUAUUGUUCAUUAAGGAAAAAUUGUGCUCCAUUCAUACACGCAUUCGUAUUGGUGUUGUUUAGUAAGUUUAUCACUGUCGCAAGGAUAAAAAGUGAUAAAGUGCGAAUCGUACAUUAUUGUUUGCGAAAAAAACGAAGGAUACAAUUUUGGCAAACUUUUCCAAUCACUGCAUGCCGUCUGUGAAAAAAAAUGAAUUGGCAAUACAUUUGAGUGGAGCUGAAACAACGUUGUUGAGCCGAGCCGAAGAAGGAAUAUAGGCAGUAAAGCCGGAUAGUGUGCGUGGUGUUCCAAGUGCCGGUGUAUCAGUGGUUCAGUUUAAAACUCAACAUUUUUCAGUAAUUCUGCAUGGAAUACACUUACCCCGCUCAGCAUAUUGCUGCGAGUGAGCGAGUGUGGUUGGAGAAAACGACGAUCGCCGUCAGCCAGUUGUGUGCCAUUGCUGCUGCUGGAAUCUCAUCGGAGGAGUGAUAAAAUGUGCGAUAAAAAUGUCUGAGCUUUCAGCCAUAGAUUUGUAAACAUUUGUCGAGGCUCGUUUGGUGUGUGGUGUUGUGACGCGUUCGUGUAUGGCAUGAAAAAUAUACAAUAGCUUAAAAUAUUGUGUGUUCAGCAAAAUAUACAUAAAAUCGAUCGAGACAGAAGCAAAAAUAAACGGUGCACGCAUUCUUCGAAUGGUUCAAGUGGGAGUGAAAAGUUGGUGCUCUUUCGAGGACCUCUCAUGACCGCAGUGCAGCUUGUGUGUGUAGUGCAAAAAAUAUGACCGGCGUUUUAUGAUACUUUGUCCGCUGUGGAGCAAUCGUUACAAUCGUGAGUGAGCGUGGUACACUAUCUGAAGUCGUCGGGUGGAUUGCACCGUGUGACAGUGUUGCUCGUUCGUUAUCAUCUAUCUGAUCAAUUUGUGUAACGAACUCUCCCCGUGCAAAAUCCAUGAAGAUGGCACGCUUGCCGAAGAACGCAGCUUUCGCUGUUGUGUGUCUGCUGCACUUGUUGAUUCUGUCCGGUCAAUGGCAAUCAACGAGUGCCAUUAGUAGCAGCAGUGUGUCAUCAUCGGUGACCGGAGCAGUUGCCGGCGGAAACAGCAGUGAAAAUGUGCUCCAAACAGCUGAGACCAGCUCACCGGGAACGACCGGUGGUCCGGUGGGAACCAAGCGGACGUGUUCUAAUGUGCAUUCCAUUUUUGAGCAACGGGGUUUCAACACGGCCAACAUGCCAACUGACCCAGUUACAGGUUCGUCGGCCUUUCCUUACCUACUGCCAGAACUGCUGGUGCAGCUUACGUUCGGGUUUUUUUUUUUCAAAUAUCCUUGUUUUUCCUUUAUGAACGCGCCUUGUUGUGCACGACAACAUCAAUCACCGACCGAGGCGCAACGCGCAACAGCCAGCAAGGGCAGAAGAAGCAGCAGCAGGAAAGCCUAAAACAAAGCACCAGAAAGUUAAUUACACCGCAAUUACGGGCGUAACUACGAAAACUUAACCCAUAUUUUUAUAGCCUCUCUACACCGCCGCACCACGCACCGGUUGGCUCAAAUUAUGAAUUUAAAGUACGAUUUUUCAAGCCUUGACGUGCUUUUCCGCUUGUUCGGUCGCAUCAUCUGUCCGGGUCUGCUAAGUCGCCGAUGUACAGAGUGGUCUGAGGGCUGAUGGAAAGACUAAAACAUUUAAUGUGCUUAUCUUCAGAAGGUAAUAAUCUUAAGUAUAUUUAUUUUCACUACUUAACGUUUAGGAUAAGUACAUUACCUGCCGCUCCUCAUCAUCGGCCACGCCCAGAUUACAACCGAAUCAGUAGCGAACACCAAAUUUGCAGGGUUGUUAUCCGACUUUCUUCCGGCUUUGGCAAACUUCUAGAUGCUGGAUUUGCCCUAGAGUGCAGUGAGUUCGUGGUUGUCCUUCUCAGACAUACACUGUUCUCCUGCAUACCGCCGAAGAUCAUCCUUAGCACGCGUCGAUCGGAAACUCCGAGUGCCUGAAGCUCCCCCUCAAGCAUGGCUCAUGUUUCGUGUCUUUAGAGGACUACCCUGCCGUGAAUCACAAGUCAGUCCCAUAUGCAUUUUGGGCAAAAAUGAGUUAAUGGCCGUUUUCGGUCUUUCUUCGGAUGGCCUUUCAGCUGCGUGAAUGAAAAUAUAUAGUUUGUUCAGUAAAAUUAAAAAACAACAUCAAGUCAGAUUGUCCCAUAAUAAAUUGUAAUCGCAAGUCAGUCCCAUUACGAAU
Aedes albopictus (Asian tiger mosquito) is the source of this 2462-nucleotide messenger RNA. RefSeq lists its product as uncharacterized. The record is from RefSeq and is a predicted model, not a curated record. NCBI's taxonomy places the organism in Eukaryota, Metazoa, Arthropoda, Insecta, Diptera, Culicidae. The transcript has 3 exons. Gene Ontology annotation, biological process: cell migration; regulation of signal transduction; regulation of protein localization to membrane. Gene Ontology annotation, cellular component: cell surface; synapse; plasma membrane. Bases 1182 to 1670 code for a protein of 162 amino acids.